This is a messenger RNA of Paramecium sonneborni, 422 nucleotides long. Lineage: Eukaryota; Ciliophora; Oligohymenophorea; Peniculida; Parameciidae. The record is from the annotation of a GenBank genome assembly.
ACCGAGACAACUGAGUUUAUUCCUAAAAGAAUGGCAGUAGCAGUAGCAAUCUUGAUUAUAUUCAUACUGCAUUAUACAACACUUCUAAUAAAUGGUUUCUUAAAGGGUCCAGAACAAAAGGAAUAUGUAAAUAGGAGAGUAUUUUUGUAUGGGAUAGCAGGUAUGUAUAAAUGGAUAAUUCUAUAGGUUUGUUGAGUAUGUCAACAAUAUAAAGUAGUGUUUUUUCAGCUAUCCUAGCUUGGUUGACAUUUGUACCUCUAGCAAUAUUACAUCUAUGUAUUUAUGAAAAAUUUCAAAAUUUAAACAAUCACAAAGACACAUUGUGGUUAGCAUACUAUGGAUUACAAUUUGUUUGGUUCUUAGGAAUAAUCAUAGAUUUCUAUUCAUGAUCCAUAUAUAUUUAAUCAUUUAUACAAUCUAUA